Molecule: messenger RNA, 648 nt
Organism: Durusdinium trenchii
Lineage: Eukaryota; Dinophyceae; Suessiales; Symbiodiniaceae
Source: the annotation of a GenBank genome assembly
AUGCUUUGGACUCCCAAACGCGCUCGUCUUGAAGGUCUUGAACUGGCUGAUGCUCAUGGUUUGACGGCCAAGACCUAUGCGAAGAUGUCCGGCGUGCCACAGUCCGUGCCAACACCGCUCCCAGUCCAAAGCCCCAGCCUCAGCCGCACGAAAGGCCGGAGCAGCACCCCGCGAGGCAGCGGCCAUGCUGCGGCCGCAGCCACGAGCGCUUCUGCCGUGGCCAGGAGGAAGGGUGCGGUGACACCGCCAAGGAGUGGAAGUGUGAAGAGCUUGGGCAGUGCCCGGAGCAAUGGAAGAACAAGUCCAACCACGAGCCCCACGGCUGUAUCUCAUGCCUUUGACUUCUUCGAGGUGGCACCAAGCCCGUCGCACUCUCCGAAGCGCCGCCCCCCCGCGGUGCCCGCGGCGCCCGCCGUGCCCGCGGCGCCCGCGCCGCCCGCGGUGCCCGCGGCCGUGAGCCCUGAGGGGCGGCGGCAAUUGCCCUCGGUCUCCACCUUGGUGGCUGCGGCCCCCGAGCCGACCGAGACCAGCCUCGAAACGAUGUACGAAUGCCUCGACAACCUGGAGAAGCUCCAGAGACUGCGGGCCAUCCAUGCUGAGCGGCUCGAGUCGGAGCGACGGUCCCAAGGACGGUCUCCAAGCGGCUGA